This is a messenger RNA of Opisthorchis viverrini, 1833 nucleotides long. RefSeq lists its product as hypothetical. Gene Ontology annotation, molecular function: ATP binding; glutamine-tRNA ligase activity. The transcript has 12 exons. The coding region runs from base 1 to 1833 and encodes 610 amino acids. The record is from RefSeq and is a predicted model, not a curated record. NCBI's taxonomy places the organism in Eukaryota, Metazoa, Platyhelminthes, Trematoda, Opisthorchiida, Opisthorchiidae. Gene Ontology annotation, cellular component: cytoplasm; cytosol; aminoacyl-tRNA synthetase multienzyme complex. Gene Ontology annotation, biological process: translation; glutaminyl-tRNA aminoacylation.
AUGGAAACUGCUGUGGACCUCGUAGGAGAUGCUACCAAGUUUCACAAACCCGGUGAGAAUUACACUUCCCCCGGAUACGUAGUGACCACGUCCACUAUGCGACUUCUAAAGGAACACAUUGCCCAGACAAAAGGGAUGGUGGUCACUCGUUUCCCACCUGAACCUAAUGGCAUUCUUCAUAUUGGACAUGCAAAGGCAAUCAAUUUUAAUUUUGGAUAUGCCAAAAAAUUGGGUGGUAUUACCUACCUGCGGUAUGAUGACACUAACCCAGAAAAGGAGGAAGAAGAGUUCUUCCGCGCGAUCAAAGAAAUGGUACUUUGGCUUGGUUUCACUCCCUACAAGGUCACCCAUGCUUCGGACCACUUCGAUCAGCUGUACAAAUGGGCAAAAAAGUUGAUCAGACUUGAUCAAGCUUACGUUUGUCAUCAACGGCUAGAAGAAAUUCGUGGUUUCAAUCCCCCUCCCUCACCUUGGCGCGAUCGUCCGAUUGAAGAAUCACUGCAAUUGUUUGAAGAUAUGAAAAACGGAAAGAUUGAUGAGGGCUGUGCCACUCUUCGUAUGAAAAUCACUCUGGCAGACGGGAAAGUUGACCCGGUGGCCUAUCGAAUCAAAAUGCGACCUCACCAUCGCACUGGUUCCACAUGGUGCAUUUAUCCUACGUACGAUUACACGCACUGCCUGUGUGACUCGAUUGAGAAUAUAACUCACUCAUUGUGCACCAAGGAGUUCCAAUCUAGGCGUCCUGCCUACUACUGGCUUUGCAACGUCUUGGACGUGUAUUGCCCGGUUCAGUGGGAAUACGGUCGUUUGAACCUCAACUACAAUGUGGUAUCGAAGCGCAAGAUCCUCAAACUGAUCCAAUCCGGGAUCGUCUCGGACUGGGAUGACCCUCGACUCAUCACACUGACCGCCCUACGUCGGCGGGGUUUCCCGCCCCAGGCAAUCAAUAAUUUUUGCGAGCGUAUUGGGGUGACCAUGUCACAGACGAUUUUGGACCCGUCGGCUUUGGAAGCUUGUGUUCGGGAAUAUUUGAAUGAACACGCUCCUCGGGUAAUGGCCGUUCUGGAUCCACUUCGAGUCGUGAUCAGCAACUGGAACGAAUUGUACCCGAAUAUGACCAAGGGAGAGGUUGACGUUCCAGACUUCCCCGCCCUAUCAGACAGCAAAGUCCACAAGGCCUGCAUCAGUUCAGAGAUCUAUCUGGAUUCUUCAGACUUCCAAGAGUUUCCUGACAAAGGCUACCGUCGUCUAACGCCAGAUCAACCGGUCGGAUUACGGCAUGCUGGACUCGUGCUCCAAGUGCAAGAAGUGAAGAAAGAUCAGGCUGGCAAGGUGGUCGAACUGAUCACAACAGCCAAGACCGUUGAAAACGGCCCCAAACCAAAGGCAUUUAUUCAAUGGGUCUCGGAUCCUCUGCACUGUGAAGUUCGACUGUACGAUCGCCUCUUCACUGUCAAGGAUCCCGACAACGCCAAGGAUGGUUUCCUGUCAGUCAUCAAUCCGAACUCGCUCGUUGUCAUGCCCAAUGCCAUGGUGGAGCGGUAUUUGAAGGGCGCGUCCGUAUUCAGCACGUAUCAGUUCGAACGGAUCGGGUUCUUCGCUGUGGAUCCGGACACCAGUACGGAGCGGGGUUUGAUCCAAGAGCAGAACUAUCGUCGGCGUACCCUAUUUCCCAUGGACGAACACCCCGGGAGUAUUUUGAUCCCAAAGCUGUUAGAGCUGAACUACGAUUAUGUUUCCAUAGAGCGACUGCAACAAAUUCUACGUUGGACAAACUGGGAGAAAAUUAUGUACACGAAUAAAGGAACACAACGCGGCUGUCAGGAGACAUGA